Messenger RNA from Mytilus californianus (California mussel), 694 nucleotides. Its product is annotated as U3-aranetoxin-Ce1a-like. NCBI's taxonomy places the organism in Eukaryota, Metazoa, Mollusca, Bivalvia, Mytilida, Mytilidae. Bases 319 to 684 code for a protein of 121 amino acids. The record is from RefSeq and is a predicted model, not a curated record. The transcript is spliced from 5 exons.
AGUACUGGCAAAACGUUCGAAAUAUGUCACUUUCAAUUUUGUUUGUACUAUAUGAUGUUUCUUUGUACUAUAUGAUGUAGAAAAAAACGAAAAAAAUUAGUAUUGUUCCAGACUAAAGUUCCUUCAGUAAAUAGAAAAGCAGUUACAGUUAUUAAAAGUGAUGCUUGUCGAACAAAGCGGCAUAACUCAGACCUGUAUGUGAUAGUGCAUUCGUGACCGCAAAUAUAGAUGUAUCGAAAAGGUCAUUAUUCUUAUCAAUUUGAGAACUAAAUGAUAAGAAAAUAAGAUCUAGGUAGGAAUAUAUUCGCCAAAACAACAAUGUGGAAGGAAUUUAUUUUAUUGUCAGUUAUUGCUGUUACUUUGACUUCGUCAUUAAAGGUUCAAUGUAAACAUGACUCGGAAUGUGGAACGGAUGAAUGCUGUUUCUAUCACGAAGGGCCGAUGAUAAUGAGUAAAAGGCAGGAUUUGGUCUCUUUUGCUGGAAUGGUUCAAGGUGGAUGGUGUGAAAAGUAUCAACCUCAAGGUGAAUACUGUAGCAGCAUUGGUAAAAUGAAUGGACAUUGUGGAUGUGCUCCUGGACUAAAGUGCAAAUGGAUUCCAGAUCCAACAUUAUCUAUCUUACUGCAACCUGUAAUCCAUGCAAGAAGUAUGCAAAUUGGUGGACAUUCAGAGUGUCAACCCUAAAAUGUUUAAA